Messenger RNA from Anguilla rostrata (American eel), 4285 nucleotides. RefSeq names its product mucolipin TRP cation channel 1a (gene mcoln1a). Lineage: Eukaryota; Metazoa; Chordata; Actinopteri; Anguilliformes; Anguillidae. Bases 306 to 1949 code for a protein of 547 amino acids. The transcript has 13 exons. Gene Ontology annotation, cellular component: plasma membrane; lysosomal membrane. Gene Ontology annotation, molecular function: NAADP-sensitive calcium-release channel activity. The record is from RefSeq and is a predicted model, not a curated record.
UGGUCGGCUCUCACGCAAGUCUACGGUCACACGGUACUAGUCACAUGACUAGUGCGGGAAGUGGAGAGAAGAUCAUGUUAUUCUGGCGAUUGAGCCACACAAACUGUAGUUGUGUCUUGUCACUACAUUUAUACGGUACCUAGCUACCUAGCUAGCUUGUAUUUAGGACAAUGUUAAGAUACGUCGCGCACAGAACUGAUAUAUCCAUUUUCGGAUUUUAUUAAUUUUUAAUGCUAGUGUAGGCUAACGGAUCGUGUGCAAUUCCUUUUGGUGGCUAAUUAAUUUAUGUACUUUGAGCCGUCACCAUGGCUACUUCUGAUCAUUAUAAUUGCAACCACGGCAGCUCAGAGAAGGAGCACUUGCUCACAUCGGUGGCUCGCUAUGGCUCCAGCGAGCCCGGCGGGGAGCGCGGCAGCCCCAGGCCGAGCCCGGGCGGCGGCUGGCUGGGCGCUCAGCUGGAGGAAGAGGAAGAGCUGCGGCUCAAGCUCAAGUACUUCUUCAUGAGCCCCUGCGACAAGUUCCACGCCAAGGGCCGCAAGCCCUUCAAACUGGGCCUGCAGAUGCUCAAGAUCGUCAUCGUCACCGUGCAGCUGGUGCUGUUUGGACUGAGCAACCAGAUGGUGGUCACAUUCAAGGAGGAAAACACAGCCACUUUCAAGCACCUCUUCCUCAAAGACUACGAAGACGGGUCGGACGACUCGCUCGCCGUGUACACGCAGGACGACGUCUAUGCCCACAUCCACUACGCCGUAGAGCAGUACCUGGCGCUGCCGGAGACCACCGUGGGGCGCUACGCGUACGUGUUUGGGGUCGGGGUGAACGACAGCGCCCUCUCCCUGUGCCAGCAGUACUUCAAGAGGGGCCGCAUUGACCCGGCCAACGACACCUUCAACAUCGACCCUCACGUUGUCACGGACUGUAUUGGAGUAAACCCCUUAGCCAUCCACCCAUCAUCCUAUGGCAGAGACUACAGGAACUUCACCCUGAAAUUCCACAAGCUCAUCAAUGUGACCAUCGGGUUCCAGCUGAAGGCCAUAAACAUCCAGACCAUAAUAAACAACGAGGUCCCCGACUGCUACACCUUCGCCAUCACGAUUGUUCUGGAUAACAAGGCUCACAGCGGCAAAGUGAAGAUCAGCCUGGACAACCAGGCCUCCAUCAAGGAGUGCAAAGACCCCAACGUGUCUGGACAUGCGGAAAACUACACGCGGCUGGCGUUUGACGGCGUUGUAGCGGUGGUGUGCUCGCUGUCCCUCCUGCUGUGUGGCCGCUCCAUCCUCCGGGGAGUCAUGUUACAGCAUGAGUAUGUCCAGUACUUCAGGAACACGUUGGGGCGCAGUGUGAGCUGGGGAGACAGGUUGGAGUUCAUCAAUGGCUGGUACAUCCUGCUCAUCAUCAGCGACAUCUUCACCAUCACCGGCAGCUUCAUCAAGAUCGGCAUCGAGUCCAAGAUCCUGAUCGUGACCCUCCGGGCUGCUUUCCCCAACGUGAUCCGCUUCUGCUGCUGCGUGGCAGUGAUCUACCUGGGCUACUGCUUCUGCGGCUGGAUAGUACUGGGGCCGUACCACGUCAAGUUCCGCUCGCUGUCCAUGGUGUCGGAGUGCCUCUUCUCCCUGAUCAACGGGGACGACAUGUUCGUCACCUUCUCCGAGAUGCAGGACAGCAGCACGCUGGUGUGGGUCUUCAGCCAGGUCUACCUCUACACCUUCAUCUCCCUCUUCAUCUACAUGGUGCUCUCCCUCUUCAUCGCCCUCAUCACCGGAGCCUACGAGACCAUCAAGCAACAAACGCACGAGCCGUUACACAUGACCGACCUGCACGCCUUCAUCGCCGAGUGCACGGACACGCCCAGCUCCGGAAAGUUCCGCGGCCUGGAGACCUCGCCCUGCUCCUUCUUCUGCUGCUGUGACAGAACUACUACGUACGAGGACGUCCUUUUGGUGAACUGACCGUGGAGUAUGGCGCCGGUGCCCUCUACUGGUCAUGGCACACUACUGCAUACCACUCGGUACCUGAAGCUGUGGUUUGGAAGUGCGCACACAGACUGAUGCGCACGCAUUUUCUCCCAUUUCAUGCACUUCUAAAGCCUGAUUGACACGACGAUGGGCGGGGAUUGGCUGGACUGGAAUUCCAUUGGAGGCGUGCCCUGUGACUUCAGCAACGUAUAGCCUGGGCUGCGGAGUGGCCUGGUGUAAUGUAGUAGAAUCCUUGUCCCCCUCCGACACUUAAUCCUAUCAUCUACUCGCUCCCUGUCACAAAGAUGUCAGUAUUUUAUCAGAAUGGGGCCAUGUCGAGGAUAGUGCCAAGUUCAAAAGAGCAGAGUCAGUGAAGAGCAACACCGGCAUCAGGUACAUCCGUUAUGGAGUGCAGUGGGCCAAUACUCUAGCCAUUCAUUUUUAACUUUUUAUUUUGUUUGGGUCUCGUGUGUCUAUACACGUAUAGAUUUUGUGUACGGUCUACACAGUGUAACAAACUAAACCUCUUUCCCGUACUGUAUCAAAGUCAUUUUUCUACCAGUUGAGGUAAUUUUAUUGUGUGAGAGGCGGCGUACGUAGGGGCCAGUUAACGUGAUUCCUCUCAGCUCUCUGACGCAUGGAUGUUUUAUUCUGAAACAUGUGUGUGUAUUUGUUUAAUGAGCUGCAUGCAGGGAAUACAGGUUUCCCCCUGUCUUCAGGCGAGAUGCCAGACGUUGUCCCAUGACAACCCUUGCCCUGUGUCCUCUCUCCCGGCACAGAUGCCUUAGGUUUCGGUGAAUAAACAGAGGGCCCGAAGUGUGCGCAGGUUGAAACUGCUGCCAGUCAGAAAAAGGUGACGCUGCUAGCGAUCGGUUCCACGCGGCGUGUAGAACGUACGUUCGGAAUUCACGACUAAGCCUUAUGGGCACACGCCGUUUUACAGGGAAAAAAGCAGGAAGGAAGUGACCGAUGUUUCAUUUUAAAGUGGGGCCGUCGUGUUUAUGGGCAGGGUGAGUCAGGGUGCAGUGAACACACCCUCUCGCGCAGAUCGGCUCAGCACUCUCCGUCUCUGAGAGACUGCAGCCCUGCGCGGAGAGAACGAACAAGCCUGCCUGACCCACUGACCCGGGAAUCAGGAGACACACCACAACAUGAUGAAACAAGGUCAUUUUUUUCCCCCCUUGAAUGUUUUUUUUUUCCUCUUUUAAAUAAUUGAAUUUAUUGGAUGACGGAGAGCGGUGGAUCAUAUUUGACUAAGCUGAGGAGGAGGAGGGUCUGUGACUGCAUGAUAAAAACAGUCGUUAUAAUGAUGAAGGAAUAACGAGGAUGCUCAGACAGAAAGGGGUCCACGAUGUCUACCCAGAAUGCCUAUAACUUUAUGUCUCUAUGUCUUUAAUGAUGUCGACUUGAAAAACUCUAACUCAUGAUUGUUUAUUGAAAAGCAUUUUUUAUUUAUUUUUUCGUCUUUUUUAUUUUAUUUUUUUUAGUGUUUUUCCUGUUUUGUUUUUAUUUUCGCAACAAACGCACAAACAAGAGUGUGAUCUUCUCUGCGUACGCAGGACACUCAUUCACUUUUCGGUACCUGGCACUUUUUUUUUUAAAGUGAUUAAUUUUAUCAUUGUAUUAAUCUUCCUGCAAUAGCACGUAGCACACAGUUCGGGGGUAGACACAAGCAUGCCAGCGGUCUGCCAAAAACGCUGCAGUGAGAGAGGACUGCCUCCGUUCCUCUCCUCCAGUGGAGAGACCCAGACUACGAUUCAGCAGUCCGCACAUCGCAGAACAUUGCAUCGUGGGACACGGCAUGAGCUCGAGACUUCGGAGUGCUGCUUGACAGUCCCAGCUCUGCAUUCCGUCAGCCCGCCUCCCUCUUCCGAAAUGUUUUUUUGGGCCAGUUCAUGUGGGCCAGUACCGCCCCCCCCGUGUCCUUGCCCGUCUGUUGCAGUCGUGCGUGUUGUACGGGUACGUCAAACGUUUCGGGAAGUGCAACUGCUGUUCCCCUUGAGGAGUGACCGUCUAAAUCAAGUCACGGCCUUGUCUGUGUAUACGGUGUAAAUUAUAUACGUGGUUUAUAUUCAGAGGUAUCGAUGUGCUGUCUUGUCUUCGUUUGUGUCCUUUGGUUUAAUGUUUUACAGUGUCUGUAAUAUGUACACAAGGACUCCAAAAAAUGCAAGACGCUGUAAAACGUUUAACUGAAUGAGCUCCAGUUUUCUGGCGUCAAGAAGCGUACGGAGCUGGAGUGGCCAUCCAACCCUUUGAACCGAUUCCUGUGCCGCGCUCUUCGAAAGAUGUAAAUCCUCUGAUUAAAACACUAAACACUUUGUCUCUCUGAA